AUGAGGGCUACUGCGACGUCUGUGCUCUUGGGAGCCUUGUUUGUGGCGACUGAGGCUGCGCCUCCGUUUAAGAAGCUUGAUGCGAGGGAUGUUGAUACUCGCUUUCCAUACACUGGGCCAGCGGUUCCAGUGGCCGACUGGGUUGAUCCCACCGUGAAGGGCAAUGGCAAGGGCUUCCCUCGUCUGGUCGAGCCACCAGCUGUCAAGCCAAGAUCGAACAACCCAAAGAACAACGUCAAUGUCAUCUCGCUGGCAUACGCUGGCAGCAAUGGCAUCAACAUCCACUACCAAACGCCAUUCGGACUCGGCAAUGCUCCUACUGUCCGCUGGGGCAGCCGUCCAUGGCAAUUGUCCAACGUGGCAACCGGUGUGACUGACACCUACGACCGAACGCCACCAUGCUCGCUCGUAGAUGUCACUCUUUGCUCGCAGUACUUCCACAACGUCCAGCUCGAGGGUCUCAGGCCAGAUACGACGUACUUCUACCAGAUCCCGGCUGCCAAUGGCACCACCGAGUCCAGCGUCAUGAGCUUCAAGACUGCCCGCUCUGCUGGCGACAAGGAGUCUUUCACUAUCGCUGUGCUCAACGACAUGGGUUACACCAACGCCCAUGGCACGCACAAGCAGCUCGUCAGCGCUGUCAACGAUGGCGUGGCGUUCGCAUGGCACGGUGGAGAUAUCAGCUAUGCUGAUGACUGGUACUCCGGUAUCCUCCCAUGCGAGGACUCCUGGCCACUCUGUUACAACGGAACCAACACUGAGCUGCCAGGCACGCCUCCAGCACCAUUCCCAGCAGAGUAUGACCAGCCUCUUCCAGCUGGCGAGAUCCCUAACCAGGGUGGCCCUCAAGGUGGCGACUUCAACGUCAUCUACGAGUCCAACUGGGACCUGUGGCAGCAGUGGCAGAACGAGGUCUCCACCAAGAUCCCAUACAUGGUUCUUCCAGGGAACCACGAGGCGUCGUGCGCCGAGUUCGAUGGACAGGGCAACAUCCUCGCUGCUUAUCUCAACGACGACAAGUCCAACUCUUCCACCUCGGACAAGUUGACCUACUACAGCUGCCCAGUCUCCCAGCGCAACUUCACCACCUACCAGCACCGUUUCCGCAUGCCAGGAACCGAAUCCGGUGGUGUCGGCAACUUCUGGUACUCCUUCGAUUAUGGCCUCGCUCACUUUGUUUCCAUCGACGGAGAGACCGACUUCCCAUACUCGCCCGAAUGGCCAUUCAUCAGGGACGACCCAAGUGGCAAGCCCGCCGAAAACAAGACUUACUCCACCGACAGCGGUCCUUUCGGCGCCAUCGAAGGCAACAACUGGAAGAGCAACGAGGCCUACCAGCAGUACCAAUGGCUGAAGAAGGACCUCGCCUCGGUCGACCGCAACAAGACCCCCUGGGUCAUCGCCAUGUCCCAUCGUCCAAUGUACUCGUCCCAAGUCUCCUCCUACCAGAAGAACGUCCGCAACGCCUUCCAGGACCUCCUGAUCCAGAACGGCGUCGACGCUUACCUCGCCGGCCACAUCCACUGGUACGAGCGUCUGUACCCGCUGACCUCCAACGGCAGCAUCGACACCGCCUCGGUCGUCAACAACAACACCUACACGACCAACCCAGGUGUCUCGCUCACGCAUCUGAUCAACGGUAUGGCGGGCAACAUCGAGAGCCACAGCACUCUGAGCAGCUCGCAGCCGCGACUGAACAUCUCCGCCGUGCUCAAUGCCCAGGACUACGGCUUCAGCAAGAUGACCUUCCACGAUGCCAACAAGCUCACCUGGCAGUUCAUCAAGGGCGACGGGUCUGGUGUCGGUGAUGAGUUGACGCUGGUCAAGAAGGGCCAGGCUGGUGGCUACCCACAUAACCCUCCGCACUGGGGCUGGGGCCACGGCGGUGGUUGGUGGUGA
Messenger RNA from Zasmidium cellare ATCC 36951, 1899 nucleotides. RefSeq lists its product as uncharacterized. The record is from RefSeq and is a predicted model, not a curated record. NCBI's taxonomy places the organism in Eukaryota, Fungi, Ascomycota, Dothideomycetes, Mycosphaerellales, Mycosphaerellaceae. The transcript is spliced from 3 exons. Gene Ontology annotation, molecular function: acid phosphatase activity; metal ion binding. The coding region runs from base 1 to 1899 and encodes 632 amino acids.